Messenger RNA from Aspergillus mulundensis, 1608 nucleotides. RefSeq lists its product as uncharacterized. The transcript has a single exon. The record is from RefSeq and is a predicted model, not a curated record. The coding region runs from base 1 to 1608 and encodes 535 amino acids. Lineage: Eukaryota; Fungi; Ascomycota; Eurotiomycetes; Eurotiales; Aspergillaceae.
AUGCAGACCCAAAAGACCAACCCGAAGUCCCCUCUCUUCCAAAUGACUCUCCCGCCCACCACCAUCGACGACCUCCCCGACGAUAUCCUCCACAAGAUCUCCAUCCAGCUGAUCGAAGCAUCACCCCAUACCCCCUCCGCCCUCGCCCCUCUCUGCCGCGUCAACCAGCGCUGGAAUACCCUCUUCACACCAACCCUCUACACCCACUUCACCUACAGCGGCGACCCAUCCUCCAUCCCCAAGCUCUGGUCCUUCCUCCGCACAAUCCACCGGCGUCCGGACCUCGCAUCGCUCGUCCACAGUCUCAUCCUGACAACAACGCACCUCAAUGAGCCGACUCUAGCGCAAGCCUACCACCCCGACUGGACGCGGUUCUUCAAUAUGCUUCGUGAGCUUGCAGCUGAGAAUUACCACUGGGUUCUCGAGGCUUUGGCUGAGGGGGGCAUGGCUGAUCUGUACGAUGAUGUCUAUGCUGCGUUCUUCCCGGCCCCGUCAGGACAGCAGCCGUGGGAUAUCGUGCACUGGGGAAAAUACAUCCAAUCGCUCACGGCAUUGGUCAUGGCGCUCUGCCCCAAUGUGACCAGGCUCGAUGUGCAUGUUCAUCCGGACGACAAGUUCCUCAAGCGCACUCUCAACAGCGCAGUCGCAUCGAGAUCGCAGAUGCAGCUGCUCAAGGACAUAGAUAUGGAUGCAGACUUGGAUAUCGCAUUCGAUACCGACGACGACGACAAUGAGGUCCCCACCAGCCCCGAUUCAACCAUCAGCGGCCUGCCAUUCCAGAAUCUGCAAACCCUUAUCUUGAGUCCGGCGUUUUCUUCUGUCCCAGGGAACAAUUCGAACGCAGGUACUCUCGUCCUAGGCGACGAGUACCCCUUCCAUCUACUCCCGAACCUGAAAGACCUGAGCAUUCAAGGCCCCAACGCCAACAUCCAAAUCACACCAGGAACCCAAACCACCAUGACACCAAUCGAAACCCUAACCCUCUCCAACCUCCGAGUUCAGAACCUCCUCCCAGGUCUCGCAAGACUAGCUCUCCCAGAAGGCUCAACCCAAGCCCUAACAAGCAACCUCCGCAGCCUGACCCUAACCCUCCCAGACAUCGGGGCGCAGAACAACAACGCCCGCCUCUACAGUCCCCUCUGGGCCGUGUUAAACCAUCUCCGCAAUCAACUCGUGGCCCUAGACGUCCAGCAAACCGUGAACGAGCACAACUGCACUCUAGACCUCGAGCUGGAGCCAGAUUCAUCUCGCUGGGCCCACAAUCUCGACAUGUGCACGUCUCUCUCGACGUUCCCAAAACUCACCCGUCUAAAUGUAUCGCUGUGGAUCCUUGUCGCGCUGAACUGCACACAUCCACACCCCUACCGGCUUAUCUCGCAUCUCCCGCCGAAUGUCAAGGAGUUGGGAAUUUACAAUCACCCGCGUCUGCUGGAUGUUAUGUGGGAAGAUGCGACGUUGCGUUUUAAUCUGCCGUAUGAGCUGGAGAAUACGGUCCUCUGGAGCUCGAAGCGGUGCCUGGCCAAGGCUGUUAUGCUCGAGGAUGGCCGGUCGGUUGAGAUUAUGGAUGCUGUGGCGGGGAUGAUGGGGGUUGGGGAACUGUUCGAUUGA